Messenger RNA from Guyanagaster necrorhizus, 408 nucleotides. RefSeq lists its product as uncharacterized. The transcript is spliced from 3 exons. Lineage: Eukaryota; Fungi; Basidiomycota; Agaricomycetes; Agaricales; Physalacriaceae. The record is from RefSeq and is a predicted model, not a curated record. Bases 1 to 408 code for a protein of 135 amino acids.
AUGGCGAAGACACUUGGUUGCAAUUACCAGGCGCUAUCAUCGCUUUCUGCCAUUGCAGUGCCGCCACUCCACAAGAUGUUCAAGGAACAAUUUCGGAUUUCUGUCCUACAGUCUGCCGCGAGUCGGCUACUGCGAGAAAAUCCAUCGGACCUAACUUUCAAUCCCACUCGACAUGAAAUCCGAGUCCAUCUUCCGCCAGACGUAUUAGAAAUUCCUGCAGACAGGAAUUCUUACAAGGACGAUAGAGUGUUCAAUUGGCUUCUCGAAGUCAUCGUUUGUCUUCUUCCGUCGUUCGUGAGUCAAUUUCCCACCGCUUGGAAUCCUCCCAAUACCCUCCAAGUUUUAUCUAAAGCAUUUUUCACAGAGAUUCUUCGCGAAGGUCGAUAUAUAUCCCUCGUGUGCGAGUAA